This is a messenger RNA of Drosophila bipectinata, 1455 nucleotides long. RefSeq names its product Cytochrome P450 316a1 (gene Cyp316a1). The record is from RefSeq and is a predicted model, not a curated record. Lineage: Eukaryota; Metazoa; Arthropoda; Insecta; Diptera; Drosophilidae. Gene Ontology annotation, molecular function: monooxygenase activity; iron ion binding; oxidoreductase activity, acting on paired donors, with incorporation or reduction of molecular oxygen.
AUGAUCCUGACCACCACAUUCGUGUGCUUCUGCCUGGCUUCGGCCUUCAAUUACUUCAGGACCCGCAGGCAGAGGUCGCUGAUCAGGAAUCUCAAAGGACCCAUCACCUGGCCGCUAAUGGGAUCGAUUCAGAAGCUGGUGUUCCUGAGCCCAAAAAAUUUCUUCAAGCAAAGCAAGGACUAUCUGGCCAAGUUCGGCCUCUUCAGUCGCUGCUGGAUUUUCCAUCGACUCUUCAUUCCUCUGGCAGAUCUUGAACUCACCAGGCAGCUCCUGGAAAGCGAAAAGAAUUUGGAAACAGGCUGUGAACUUAUGAAGGAUUGGUUGAAAGGCGGUGUUCUUAUGUGCCACCAGGAUAAAUGGCACCAUCGUCAUGGCCUUAUUAGUCGGCUUUUCACAAAAGGAAAUAUGGAGCAGCUCACGGAUUUGUGUCGCAAGGAAGCGGAGGCCCUACUUCCCAAACUUUCGGAGCGGGCAGAUCAAGAGGUUUUCGACAUUUGGGAGGUUAUUUCUCCAAGUAUUUUAAACCUAAUGAUGCAAGUGACUUGCGGUGUAAGCCCCAGUGAUAAAUAUGCCAAAGCCCUACACGAUUUAACGGAACUUUAUAGGAAGCGUUUUCUAAGUCUGCAGUCUGCCAAUCGCUUCAACUAUUGGCUAAGUUGUCCAUUCAUGAGGAGGAGGCAAAAUAAACUCAUCAAAAUCUUAAACCAAGAGCACAAGGAUUUAAUAUCAAGACACCGGCAGCAGCAGUUGAAGAAAGUCAAUGGCUUGGAAGGCAACCCUUCGGAGCCGUUGCCUCAAAUUUGUCACGAGCCCCUUUUGAAGAUUCUUCUGGAAAGCCAAGAUCCUCAACUGACUGAUGAAGAAAUUUUUGCCGAAUUGAAUACAUGCAACUAUUUGGGAUAUAUACUUUGCAGUUCAGCGCUAUGUUUUGCUAUUGUCUCGAUCGCCAGAAACCCUACAGUGCAGCAUAGCUCUCUGGAGGAGUUAAAUAACUCUAUAAUAGAUCAUAAGGAAUGGCGAUUGGAAAAGCUUUCUUAUAUGGAGGCUUUGCUACUAGAAAGUCUAAGGCUUUACCCACCUCAAGUUAUUCUUCAGCGCCAGCUAAAACAGGACUUUCCCUAUACCCAUAGCGUGGUGGGAGAUGCUGUGUUGCCCCAUGGAGCUGAGAUUUACGUAAAUCUCUACGAAAUGCAACGCCUUGAAAAUCGCUAUCCAGAACCGAAUAAUUUCCUGCCUGAACGAUUUUUGAAUAACUCUACGGAGCUUUUGAGUUUCGGCCUGGGAUCACGUAGUUGCCCUGCCAAAAAGUUCACCUUUAAUUUGUUAAAAGCCUUUUUGGCUCCCUUGGUCACAAAUUUUGAACUUCUUCCCUAUGGAAAUCAAUUACGAUUAAACCUUCGUCUUGUUUUGGGUUCAUCCAAUGGUUUUCAGUUGGCUUUAAAACAAAGAAAGUAA